UGCUCGUUCCUGUCCGAGCGGGCCCGGCACUGCGCGGAGGCUCCGCCGACGCCAUGUUCCGCCGUAAGCUCUCGGCUCUCGACUACCAUAACCCGGCUGGCUUCAACUGCAGGGAUGAAACAGAAUUCAGGAAUUUUAUUGUCUGGCUGGAAGACCAGAAAAUCAGACACUACAAGAUUGAGGACAGAGGGAAUUUACGGAACAUACACAGUGAUGACUGGCCCAAGUCUUUUGAAAAGUACAUGAAAGAUGUGAACUGCCCUUUCAAAAUCCACGAGCGGCAAGAGACUGUGGACUGGCUUCUUGGCUUAGCAGUUAGGCUGGAGUAUGGAGAUAAUGCUGAUAAGUAUAAGGAUUCUACCCCUGAUGGUGCUAAAAAUACUGACAACACAGCAAAAAGUGCAGAACCACUGAUUAAUUUGGAUGUGAAUAACCCUGAUUUCAAGGCUGGAGUGAUGGCUUUAGCUAAUCUGCUUCAGAUUCAGCGACAUGAUGAUUACCUGGUAAUGCUGAAGGCCAUUCGCAUUUUGGUCCAGGAGCGCCUGACGCAGGACGCCAUCGCCAAGGCCGGGCAGGCCAAGGAGGGCUUGCCUGUCGCUCUAGAGAAGCACAUCCUUGGUUUCGACACGGGAGAUGCUGUGCUCAACGAAGCCGCCCAAAUUCUCCGCCUGCUGCACAUAGAGGAGCUCCGAGAGCUGCAAACAAAAAUCAACGAGGCCAUCGUGGCGGUUCAGGCAAUUAUUGCCGAUCCCAAGACUGACCACAGACUGGGGAAAGUUGGGAGAUGAGCAGAUGAAAGCUUUUAGUUUCUUUGUGUCCCUUAAGUCCCCUUAGGAGCCAGCUCCAGCUCCGGCAUGCAGUUUGAAAUGGUAUCAGUUUACUGUUCCGAAAGCAAACAGGAAAUGGAAUUCUGACUUCUGAUGGCUGAUUCUUUUCUUUUGUUCUUUAAAUAAAUGAAGCUGGGGGAGAACAGACAAAUUGUUCUGAUGAGCUCCAGGCUGGCAGAUCUCCUUCA
Molecule: messenger RNA, 1015 nt
Organism: Pogoniulus pusillus (Red-fronted tinkerbird)
Lineage: Eukaryota; Metazoa; Chordata; Aves; Piciformes; Lybiidae
Gene: RTRAF
Product: RNA transcription, translation and transport factor
Exons: 8
Coding region: 54-788 (244 amino acids)
Biological process (GO): tRNA splicing, via endonucleolytic cleavage and ligation
Cellular component (GO): tRNA-splicing ligase complex
Molecular function (GO): RNA binding
Source: RefSeq, a predicted model, not a curated record